AUGGUGAUCGGGCUUGGCGCUGACGUUCGCUCGUGGUCCAUGCCGCUGGCGAAGUACACGCGUCGCGCGGCCGAGCUGGCUGCAGUAUGCGCUCCCUCAUUGACAUUGCUGGCCACGUGCCGCACGUGCGCCUUCGUGGUCCUCGGCUGCGUCAGCCAGUGUCCCAUCCACGACGGCAACAGAUUCAGAGCGCUCGACCACUGGGCCAUCCGCGAGUCCUUGCACCUGCCCGCCAACAGCGGAUCCCGCGCCACCCUCCUGGGCUUGAGAAGGGGGUCCCUCAUGCAGAUCCCGUCCAAGCUGGUCUCUGCCCUGGCUGCCUGCAUACGCAUGGCCUGCGACACCGUGAGCCAGUGUAAGGAAUGGCCCAGCCACUUGCGCGAGGUGUCCACGUUGCACGGCGGACUCGACUCACAGCCUCUGGGCGAUGGCAGGCGCGUCCCCGCCGUUCUGAAG
Messenger RNA from Prorocentrum cordatum, 456 nucleotides. The record is from the annotation of a GenBank genome assembly. NCBI's taxonomy places the organism in Eukaryota, Dinophyceae, Prorocentrales, Prorocentraceae.